This is a messenger RNA of Talpa occidentalis (Iberian mole), 5621 nucleotides long. It is a transcript of the gene ZNF300, whose product is annotated as zinc finger protein 300. The transcript has 5 exons. Lineage: Eukaryota; Metazoa; Chordata; Mammalia; Eulipotyphla; Talpidae. Bases 745 to 2532 code for a protein of 595 amino acids. Gene Ontology annotation, biological process: regulation of transcription by RNA polymerase II. Gene Ontology annotation, molecular function: DNA-binding transcription factor activity; RNA polymerase II cis-regulatory region sequence-specific DNA binding. The record is from RefSeq and is a predicted model, not a curated record.
GCAACUGCUACAACAGACAAAAAGGCAGUUACUGGGUCUGAGAAGCAAUUGCCACAAUGGACAAAACAUCAGUUAUUGGACUCUGAGGAGCAACUGUCACAAAUGACUUGUGGUGGAGCAGUAGGGUAAGAGAACACCACAGCUGCUGCAAUGGUGGUCCCAGUAACAAAUUUAAAGGUGUUCAUGUACACUGGGCCAAAUGAAAAUGGCUUUCUCCCUCUUGCCGGUGUGCUCCAGCUUUGAUGAUAACCAGCUUGGAUUUUGUUGUCACACUAUAGUUGUUGAAAUGUUUGGGUGCUCUAAGGAAAAGACCAUGAUAUUGGAGGGCCUUCAUCACUCCCUUCAAUUUUGUCUCCCAAGACAUCAACAAGAGCAUGUUCAUCUGCAAGUCUUUCAUUAAGAUACUAACAGCACAGGCCAUAUCUAAAGCACCAACCCCAACAACUGUAGUCUUACUCCGGUAUUGGGUGGGGGGUGGUAUGAUCUUCCUUAAGAAGGUUCUGAAUCAGCUGAUGCUUGAGAGUUUCCAUAUUGGACCUAGAAGAGAGAGGAACCUGGAGUGCAUAUCACACAGGUGUUGGAGUGCACAUUGUUGGAUCCUGACUUGAAGGCAGCUGCUCCAGUCACAUCUUUAUGUCUCCUUUGAAGAAGUGCCCAUUUAAUUCAUCUAAGUUUACCUUUGGAACGUAGGUGUGCCUCCUGGAAACAACAAAAGGCAUCUGUCCUUUUAGAAGAGAGCAGAAAAUGAUGAAGUCCCAGGGGUCAGUAUCAUUCAAGGAUGUGGCUGUGGAUUUCACCCAGGAGGAGUGGCAGCAACUGGCCCCUGCUCAGAGGACCCUGUAUAAGGAUGUGAUGCUGGAGAACUACAGCCACCUGGUUUCAGUGGGGUAUCCAGUUUCCAAACCAGAAGUCAUCUCCAAGUUGGAACAAGGAGAAGACCCAUGGAUCAUAAAGAACGAGCCAUCAAAUUGGAUCUAUCCAGAUGAAAUUCAGGCAGAUGGGAGACAAGAUAUGUAUAGUGAGCUUGACAACCCUCAGUCGUAUAUUUUGGGAUCUUUUUCCUUCCAUAAUAAGAUACUGAAAGGAAUCACAAAGGAUGGUUCCAUAUACUCUAUUUUAAAAGUCUGUCAAGAUGAUGACCAGCUGCAAAGAUGUGAGAAAAACCAAAGCAAACUUUUCAGAGAAGUCACAGUAUUCAGUAACAAAACAGUGACUGUGCAGUCAGACCACAAAUAUAAUGCUUUGGGAAAAAUAUUUCAAGAGUGCAUUGGGACAGAUAAUUCAAGGCAAAGACACCAUAACUAUGAUGCAUUUAAAAAGAACUUGAAAUCUAAUAUUGACCUGCCUGAUUGUAGUAAGAGCUAUUCAAGAAAAAAUCCUAAUGAAUCUAAUUGUAAUCUUCAGAAAAUUCACAGUGGAGUAAUACCUUGUGAUGAUAAUCAGUGUGGAAAUGUUUUCAGCAAUAAGCAAUCUCUUUUUCAAUAUGGGAAUGUUGAAGCUAGGGAAAAAACCUGUGUAUGCAUUACAUGUGGAAAAGCCUUUGCUAAGAAAUCACAGCUCAUUGUCCAUCAACGAAUUCAUACUGGAAAGAAACCAUAUAAUUGUGGUGCAUGUGGAAAAGCCUUCAGUGAGAAGUUUCAUCUCACUGUACAUCAGAGAACUCAUACUGGUGAGAAACCUUAUGAAUGUUCUGAAUGUGGAAAAGCCUUCUCUCAAAAAUCAUCACUCAUUAUACAUCAGAGAGUUCACACUGGGGAAAAACCAUAUGAAUGUAGUGAAUGUAGGAAAGCCUUUUCCCAGAAAUCAUCCCUCAUUAUACAUCAGAGAAUUCACACAGGAGAGAAACCUUAUGAAUGUAGAGAGUGCGGUAAGGCUUUCUCCCAGAAGUCACAACUUAUUAUACAUCAUAGAGCUCAUACUGGAGAGAAGCCAUAUGAGUGUACGGAAUGUGGGAAAGCUUUCUGUGAGAAAUCCCAUCUUAUUAUACAUAAAAGAAUUCACACUGGGGAAAAACCCUACAAAUGUUCUCAAUGUGAGGAAGCCUUCAGCAGGAAGACAGAACUCAUUACACAUCAGUUAAUUCAUACUGGGGAGAAACCAUAUGAAUGUACCGACUGUGGAAAGACCUUCUCCAGGAAGUCACAACUCAUCAUACAUCAGAGAACACAUACUGGAGAGAAACCCUAUAAAUGCAAUGAAUGUGGAAAGGCCUUCUGUCAGAAAUCACAUCUCAUUGGACACCAGAGAAUUCACACAGGAGAAAAACCGUAUGUAUGCACUGAAUGUGGGAAAGCCUUCUCUCAGAAAUCCCACCUUCCUGGACAUCAACGAAUUCAUACAGGAGAGAAACCUUACAUGUGUGCAAAAUGUGGAAAGGCUUUUUCCCAGAAGUCAGAUCUUGUUUUACAUCAAAGAAUUCAUACUGGAGAAAGACCUUAUCAGUGUGCGCUAUGUGGGAAAGCCUUUAUCCAGAAAUCACAGCUCACUGUACAUCAGAGAAUUCAUAACGGUGGUAAAAUCACAAUGAACUAAGCACAGAAAAGCCUUUAGUAUUAGUUCAAGCCUUAAUAAACCCUAAAAACUUGAUUAAUUUGAUCAGUGUCUGGAAGACAUCUUUAUAGAUAAAGUUUUACAUGUUUGUAGUGUGAUCAUAUCCUUUUUCAGCAAUGAUCAUGGAUAAUUAUUAAAUGAAGGACAUUUUCAACAUGGCAUGUAAAUCUAAAGUCAUGAAUUACAUGGUCAGUAGAACAAAUUAUGUACAUAGAAUAUUGUCAAGUUGCAUAUUCCUUAUACCACAUCAACAAUGAUUAUUGUGAAAUUGCUAGUAUUAGCUUGGCAUGAGUUUGGCCAUAUAGUAACUGCCUAUAAAAGACAUAAGAAAGUUGGAAUAGAAAAAAAAGUCAGUUCCUAGAAACUACACUAUAAGGAUACUCUUAGUAUGACCAUAGAUACUUGUAAAAAUUCUUAUACAAAGAUAAAAAGAUAGCUUGAUCAGAUUCAAUAAAGUUCAUGUUUAUGUGUUUUCUCAUCUCAAGCACAUAGUUGACUUGUACCUCUGGAAACAUGCUAGACCUUGAUUUUGAUGCUACUUUAUCAGGCUCUCCCUGGGAAUCUGUUAUGGUGGAAAGUCUGUUAUGGUACCAAAGUUAAAUGAUCUUGGCAUUUAAUAAUGGCUCAAUUACUCAGACUGUGUGACAUUAGGCAAACCUUCAGAACAUUGUUUUUCUUAUCAGUAAUUUGAAAGUACAUUGUAGAGCACAUUUUCAAUAAGUAUUAAUUUUAUCUGUCUUUAUCCUCCUUCCAUGGGAUGCUAAAAGUAGUGUGCAAAAGCCACACCUUCACUUGCUUCACACUCCAGGUGCUGUGCUCUUGGUCUCCUAUUCCUGUAACUGUCCGUUUUACUAUCUUUUACUAAUGGCUUGAUUCUUGGUAUGUUAAAGUGACAUUUUAUUAUACACUUUAUUUUUCACAUAGACAUAUAAACUCUGCUGUUUGUACAUGUCUAGUGUCUUUUCAGUUCCUUUCUGACCCAGUGCCUCAGCCCCAACUAUUCCUUGGGAAUUGAGGACACCUACAGAGGAAAACUCAGAGUGGGAAAUCAUGCCCAGCAUAGAUUUGAGAAUUUGAUUUCUCUGAAAUGCCCCCUACCCUUCUUUCUGUGGUUCUACCUAUUCCUCCAUAAGCUGCUUUGGUUAAUGACGCCUCGUGGAGAGCCCUAUGUGAGUGUAUAUUUGCCUGGGAUGAGGGUAUCUGUAUGAACAAACCUGAUUUAACCAUAUUUGCAUAGUUCAUCACAUAGUUCCCACUUGAUUCCAUCAUGUUUUCUGCCCUCCUGAUUUUCCUGAAUUGCUGAAUUUACUGUGAAAAGAUGGGCCCCUUCUGGGCCAGAAGGUCUGCACAGGAGAGGGCUCACCUCACAGGGGACAUCUCAUGCAUUGAACUGCCUUGAAUUUCCUCAUGUAAGAUGUCCCAGCUGGCCUUUAUGAUGGCAUGAGGACAAGAGAUCACAUUGGGAACACACAGAAAUUUAGUGUAGAGGGAGUUAGAUAUAACAAAGUUUCACAGUUGCACCCUCCACACCUCUCAUUUGGUACUUCCAAUGGGUUUCUGUAAAAAUUCUAUAUCAGACUUGCCACCUUGGUCGAACACUUGACUAUUUUUAGCUGUUAGGAGCUAGCCCAUGGAAUGGGGCAAGAGAAAGAAGUAAUAGGCAUAAGGUUAGCAAAAGAAAAGUAAAAUGGACACUAUUUGCAGAUGAUGCAAUUAUAUAUAAAAAUAUUUACUAGUUAUUAAAAAUGGCCAGUUUCUUGUAUAAGUUGCUGUAUACAAUUUUAAUACUAAAAAAUAAACAUUCUGGGCCUCCCCGGUGGCACAGCGGUUGAGCACUGGGUUGCAAAGCUGCCCGCAGCCUCUGAAGCACCAGUUCGAUCCCCGGCUGCUCCCCGGCCACCGGAGGAGGGUCCCACAUGGCUCACAGACCUCUCCUGCCGCCCGCUGCUCCCCUCAGCAGUGUACUUUGGUCCUUCUGCCUGCUCUGCUCCCCGCUCUGGCUCUGGUGAAUUCUCUCACCCUCCCGUGCUUCUGACUGUACCCAGUGCUUAUAUAAAUAAAUAAAUAAAUCUUUAAAAAAAAAAAGUGUUAAAAAAAUAAUAAAAUAAACAUUCUUCAAACCAAUAAUAGUGAAGUUUUAUAGAUACUAUUUACAUUAGCAUCACAAAGUGCAGGAACCUCUAUGGAAAGUUGUAUAACCUUAUUGAAUAAAAUUAAAUUUAAUGAUAAUGACAAAAGACUGGAAAGAUCAAUGUUAAAGAUAGUUUUCCCCAAAGUGAUUUCUAUAUUAUUGGGGGAAUUGGGGAAAGAAAAUAAAAUCCAGAGAAGCAAGCCCAUUUAUGAUAGAAUUAACUCAUUUCAUUAUUGAACAACAAAAUACCAUAUCCCCCCAUGUAAGUAGCAAAUGGCUAUAAAUUUGUAGUGUCUUUUUACCUUUUUAUAUAGAGUUAAUUAUGCAGUUGUUAGAAAUCAUCCUACUGUUUGUAAAUUAUAGAUAAUUCAAUUUUCAUCCAUGGUUGCGCUGUGCUUACUGAUGUCCAGUUUUACAAAUUAUCAAGCUUCCUCUGAUUCCUUAUUUAUCAGUACUUUCUCCCACAGUUGUCCAUGUCACUAUAUUUAGUGCAUAUGAUUAGUCAUCUUUCAACAUUUCUGAUAAACUUAAAUCAGUUUAAUUUCUCAUGGAGAUUUUUGCCUAUAUUUUCUUCUAUGUAUUUUAUGGUUUCAGGUCUUACAUUCGAAUCUUUUAUGCAUUUUUUUUUUUAUUUUGGUGUGUGGUGUGAAAGCUUUUUCAUUCUUUUGCUUGCAGCUGUUCAGUUUUCCCAGCACCACUUAAUUGAAGAGGGUUUCCUUUCUCCAGUGUAUAUCUUAACUCCUUUGUGUAGAUUAACUGUCCAUAUAGGUGUGGUUCUAUUUCUGGUCUCUCAAUUCUACACCAAUGGUCUGUAUUAGCUGUUUUUGUUCCAGCAACUCUGCUUUGAUUGUUACAGUUUUGUGUAUUAUUUUGAAGACUGUGAGUGUGGUGCUUCCUGUCUUCCUCUUUUUUCUCAGUAUUGUUUUGUUUAUUUGGGGUC